CGCCGAUCAGUUGUGUCUUGUGCGUUGUGCGGUGAAGUUGCCCCUUCGUUCUGAAAAUCCAGCAAAGAUACUCGGCCUGUGCGGUGCAUCCUUCUCCAGAUUGAGAAUCACAUUGAGACUUAGAUCCACAUCCAGAACCAGCAGCAGAUCUAGCUCCAGCUUCAGCUUCUGCCCUCUGACCUCUGAACAAAUCACCAGACCCGUUCCAAGAUGAGAGAAAUUGUCCAUCUGCAAGCCGGCCAGUGCGGCAACCAAAUCGGCGCUAAGUUCUGGGAGAUCAUUUCCGAGGAGCACGGCAUCGACAGCAAUGGCAUCUACGUGGGCGACAGUGAUCUCCAGCUGGAGCGCGUCAGUGUCUACUACAACGAGGCAUCGGGAGUCACGCGGUCGUCGGGUGGUAAAUAUGUGCCUAGGGCCAUUCUGCUCGAUCUGGAGCCCGGCACCAUGGAGUCGGUGCGAUCGGGUCCCUACGGACAGCUCUUCCGGCCGGACAACUUUGUGUACGGUCAGUCGGGAGCGGGAAACAACUGGGCCAAGGGCCAUUACACCGAGGGCGCCGAACUGGUGGACAAUGUCCUCGAUGUGGUCCGCAAGGAGUGCGAAAACUGCGACUGCCUGCAGGGCUUCCAACUGACGCACUCGCUGGGCGGCGGUACUGGCUCCGGAAUGGGAACCCUGCUGAUCUCGAAGAUCCGCGAAGAGUACCCUGACCGCAUUAUGAACACCUACUCGGUGGUGCCCUCGCCCAAGGUGUCCGACACUGUGGUGGAGCCCUACAACGCCACCCUGUCGAUCCAUCAGCUAGUGGAGAACACAGACGAGACGUACUGCAUCGACAACGAGGCUCUGUACGACAUCUGUUUCAGGACCUUGAAGGUGUCCAACCCCAGUUACGGAGAUCUGAACCAUCUGGUUUCCCUGACCAUGUCUGGAGUGACCACAUGCCUUCGUUUCCCUGGCCAACUGAAUGCCGAUCUGCGCAAACUGGCUGUCAACAUGGUUCCAUUCCCGCGUCUGCACUUCUUCAUGCCCGGAUUCGCCCCGCUCACCUCUCGAGGAUCUCAGCAGUACAGGGCUCUGACGGUGCCCGAGCUAACCCAGCAGAUGUUCGAUGCCAAGAACAUGAUGGCCGCGUGCGAUCCUCGACAUGGUCGCUACCUAACGGUGGCCGCAGUCUUCCGUGGUCGCAUGUCCAUGAAGGAGGUGGACGAGCAGAUGCUGGCCGUCCAGAACAAGAACAGCUCCUACUUCGUAGAGUGGAUCCCGAACAACGUGAAGACCGCCGUCUGCGAUAUCCCGCCAAAGGGUCUGAAGAUGUCCUCCACUUUCAUCGGAAACACCACGGCCAUCCAGGAGCUGUUCAAGCGGAUUUCCGAGCAGUUCUCGGCCAUGUUCCGGCGCAAGGCCUUCUUGCAUUGGUACACCGGCGAGGGCAUGGACGAGAUGGAGUUCACCGAGGCGGAGAGCAACAUGAACGACCUGGUCUCCGAGUACCAGCAGUACCAGGAGGCCACCGCCGACGACGAGUUCGAUCCGGAUGUUAAUCAGGAGGAGGUCGAGGGCGAUUGUAUUUAAUGGUGUGGCCAGAGGAAUGAGGGGCGUGCGUGACGGGGGGGAGGUCGUGUUUCUGCGCGGCAUGCGGCACCAGCUGGCGGCCAAGCACUGCAGCAUCCUUUGACCC
This is a messenger RNA of Drosophila eugracilis, 1681 nucleotides long. RefSeq names its product tubulin beta-3 chain (gene betaTub60D). The record is from RefSeq and is a predicted model, not a curated record. The transcript is spliced from 4 exons. Bases 211 to 1575 code for a protein of 454 amino acids. Gene Ontology annotation, biological process: microtubule cytoskeleton organization; mitotic cell cycle. Gene Ontology annotation, molecular function: GTP binding; structural constituent of cytoskeleton; GTPase activity. Gene Ontology annotation, cellular component: microtubule; cytoplasm. Lineage: Eukaryota; Metazoa; Arthropoda; Insecta; Diptera; Drosophilidae.